AUAUUUUUUCUCAGGUGGAUGAAGCAUGGCAGAAGGGGCACAUCAGACUUCUUCAGCUGCGAUGAGGCCAUCGGAGAUGCUCUUCAAGAAGCUCCACAACUUCAUCAACUGCAGAGAGAGCAGAACAUCCACCCUUCCACAGAGGAGAAUUACCCAUGAGGCGGCAGAAGAAGAGGAAUUGAGCUACCAAACUACUGGCUGUCUCUCCUCCUACUACAGCAUCUUUGUUGCACGCCUGGCCAUCAUGGUCAUGCUGGCCAUUUUAAUUGGAAUGCUAACCAUGCUGACCUGGCAUUUUACAAGGGUUUAUACAACAAAGUCGAUAAAUAGCUUAGCUUAUGGCCUUCGCUACGAACUUCUACAGCGGCCUAUUUUAAGAAUGUGGAACAUCCUGAAUUCCACUGUAGAACUAACAAUGGCCCAAGUAAAGCUUUCUGAAUAUGUCAUCGGUCAUUAUGACAAGCCAUCGGCCCAAGAACAAGUUGAGCUAUAUCAAAUGAUGAAGGAUGUAACAUGGGCACUAUUUGCAAGCAGAAGAGCUCUUGAUGCAAUAACCAUAAGUUACAGAAAUGGAUUUGUCCAGGCAUUUCACAGAGACCACCUGAGCAACAAUACAUUCUACAUCUACUCUGAACUUGUAAGUGAAGGAGAAGCUCAAGGUGGCCGUAUUCACAAAUCUAGAGACAGAAAUGCCUCUGCCAUUUGGUAUAGAGAAAGACUCAAUCCUGUCACUGGUGAAAAAGAGGGUGACCGCAGGCAAAUACCCCCAGAUGAUCUGAUUACAAUUGCAGGUCUCCCAGAAGUACGAGAUGGUGCCGCUUCUUGGCAUGUAGCUGUAAGCAAGUUUACAGACUCACCACUGCUUUCAGCAGCAUUACCAGUCAGGCAUCCUACUGGAGGAAGCUUAAUGGCAGCUGUUGGUGUCACAACAGCACUUAAAAGCGUCGGUCAGCUGAUGAAGGAACUUGUAGACUACCACAGUGGUUACAUGUAUUUGACUUCUUUGGAAGGUUAUGUACUUGCAACAUCUACAGAUGCUCCAUUAUUGAGGAAUACAACAACUGGUCGGAAGCUUAUGAUGGCUACUGAUUUGGAAGAUCAUAUUACAAGAGCAGGAGCAGAGUGGUUACAGAGAGCGAAUGGAAAUAAGUUUCCAAUCAAUCAUGAAGUUCACGCUGAGAAUGUCUUGUUGGGAAAUCAGCGAUAUUACAUAGAUUCAUUUUUCCUAAAUUUAAAAAGGCUCCCUUUGGUGGGGGUGAUCAUUAUUCCAAGAAAAUACAUAAUGGGAGAUGUUGACCAAAUAGGAUUUACAACAUUGGUUAUACUGAUAUCUGCAUCUAUUUGCAUUCUUGCUAUUGGCUGUGUUUGCAUAUUGAUACUGACAAGUGGUGUCUCAAAGGCAAUGAAACUGAAAGCACAACUAAUAAGUCAUUUAGAUGCAAGAAGGAGAGCAGAGGCAUCAAGCAACUACAAAAGCCAGUUUUUAGCAAACAUGAGUCAUGAGCUGCGAACACCAAUGGCUGCAGUUAUUGGGUUGUUGGACAUUCUUAUAUAUGAUAACUGUCUUACAAAUGAGCAAUUUGCUACACUUACACAGAUUCGCAAAUGCUCAACUGCUUUACUUCGGCUUCUCAAUAACAUCUUGGAUCUCAGUAAGGUUGAAUCUGGAAAGUUAGUACUUGAAGAAGCAGAGUUUGACUUGGGGCGAGAACUUGAAGGACUUGUGGAUAUGUUCUCAGUGCAAUGCAUUGACCAUAAUGUGGAGACUAUACUAGAUCUCUCUGAUGACAUGCCAAAAGUAGUUCGAGGAGACUCUGCAAGAAUAGUUCAAAUAUUUACAAAUCUUAUCAGCAAUUCCAUAAAGUUCACAUCAGAGGGCCACAUUAUUUUGCGUGGAUGGUGUGAAAGCUCAAAUUGUUCAAGGCAGCCUGAGGGUUCCAAAGAUCAAAAGAUGUCACAAUGUGCACCCAGAAACAAAUUAAAGCAAAAUGAGAGUAUUUUGAAAAAGGAGUACCAGAAAAAUGAUAGAAUUACUCUGUGGUUUGAAGUUGAAGACACAGGCUGUGGAAUUGAUCCGAGCAAAUGGGAAUCAGUAUUUGAAAGCUUUGAGCAAGCUGAUCCAUCAACUACACGAACGCAUGGAGGAACCGGUCUUGGCCUAUGUAUCGUGCGCAACUUGGUAAACAAGAUGGGCGGAGAAAUAAAGGUUGCGAAGAAGGAUGGUCAGGGGACCUUGAUGCAGUUAUAUUUGGUCCUUGGAAUGCCUGAAGAUGGCAAUGUAAAUAGCUUCCAGACAGAAUUUGGCAAGUAUAGUUUAAAGGUCUUGCUGGCAUUACAUGGCAGACAAAGCAGAUUUGUUAUGACCCAGUGGUUGAGGGGAAAGGGGGUUUUCACAUGGGAAGCAUCUGAAUGGAAUGGACUAACCCAAAUCCUUCGGCAAGUUUUCCAAGAAAAUAUGGAGUGUGCAACAAGCGAAUCAUUAAACAUGAGCAGAAUGAGAGUCGUUCACAGGGAAACCAAUCUUCACAAAAUGGGAGGUUCAGAUAUUCUCAUUGUAGUGGACACAGCGCUGCUAGACCAAAGUACAAACAUAUGGAAUCAGCAGCUGAUUUUCUUAGAGCAAUACUGCGGAAAAGCAAAAUUUGCAUGGGUGUUAAGCCAUAAUACCUCCAAUGCCAUCAAGGUGGAGCUGCGACGGAGAGGGCAUUUUUUGAUGAUUAGCAAACCAUUAUACAAGACAAAGAUGAUCCAUAUCUUGGACGCUGUUGUAAAUGAGGUAAACUUCAAAAACCAAAAUGGUAGGAAUCUGUUAAACUCAACCAUGGAUGAAGACUUGCAUGAAAGCCAUGAAUUGGAUUCCAUUCAUUUUGAUGCUAUCAGUUCAGAUGAUUCUGACGCAUCCAAUCUAGAUAAACAAAAUUCAAAAAUGAAUACAUUUUCUAGUGAAGAAGAAAUAAUAGAAAGAAUGCCAGAAUCUCAUCAACCUAAUUCUAAUUCAAGAAAAAUGUCUACUCAAAGGGUCUCCCUGGAUAAAAUUAUAAAAAACCCCAACAUUUCAUUGGCAAUGGAAAACUCCCUAAAUAUGUCAGAAGAUUUCAUCGAAAUUGACAAGCAUGGAAAUAAAAGCAUGGACUAUUCAACUUCAAUAGUUACAGAUCAAAAUCCUCUUGAAGGCUUACAUAUACUACUUGUAGAAGAUAACCAAAUACUACAGAGAGUUGCAACAGCCAUGCUGGAGAAAAAAGGAGCCAAAGUUACAACUGCAGGAGAUGGAAUGCAGGCAGUAGAUGCUAUAAAAUGCAUGUUAUGUGCAGAAGAAAUUAAAAGACAAAAUUCAAGUCAUAAAGGUGGUGUUGCAGGACUGAGUGAAUUGCAAACAUAUCCAUCAUUCAAUCUGGUUCUAAUGGAUUGUCAGAUGCCCAAGUUGGAUGGCUAUGAGGCAACAAAAGCAAUCAGAAAUCUCGAGGCAGGAACUGGUUUGCAUAUCCCAAUCAUCGCAGUGACAGCACACGCAAUGUCAUCAGAUGAAGCCAAAUGCUUGGACGUAGGGAUGGAUGCAUAUCUGACAAAACCAAUUGACAGCAAGUUGAUGGUAUCUACUGUUCUCUCACUGACUCAGAGAGAUGUUUGACAGAGAACUUGUCAUUGUGAAAGAAAUGUUUAAGCUUUCAAUUGUUAAAGAGAACAAGUUUUAUUCAUAAAUCCUUCAGCAACAAAUAGUAUCUUGUACAGUUACAAGCAAUUAUAUUCGAAGACGACUGCAGAUCUUGCAUUGCAAAA
Molecule: messenger RNA, 3780 nt
Organism: Phoenix dactylifera (date palm)
Lineage: Eukaryota; Viridiplantae; Streptophyta; Magnoliopsida; Arecales; Arecaceae
Source: RefSeq, a predicted model, not a curated record